Messenger RNA from Prorocentrum cordatum, 915 nucleotides. The record is from the annotation of a GenBank genome assembly. Lineage: Eukaryota; Dinophyceae; Prorocentrales; Prorocentraceae.
AUGGAGCAGUGGGAGAGUGUUGGCGAUUACGCCAUUGGCAUCUCGUUGAUCAUCAUCGCGUGCCACUUUGCCUGGCAGGAGUCUGCCUACGUGGAGACGCAUGCAGAUGGCUCCAGUUCUCUCAGGCAGUGCGAGCAUGAUCAUGGUGGUGGGACGAUGCGGCGAUCAUCUCUGCGAGCGCCAGCAAAUGAUGCAGCGGAGGGUUCACACGCUGCCCAGUUCGAGUGCUCGCUUUGCCGUAAGCAAGGCCCCACGGACGGCGCCGUCACGUUCGCCGAGAGGCUCAUCUGCGCCGAGUGCAGCAGCACGGUCGCGCCCGUCGAGGAGCGCCCCGUGCCGGCAAGGUGGCGCCAGAAGGCUGCCGUCGACCAGCGACGCGCCAGCGUCAUCCUGCUCGGCGGUUUUCAAGGUAUCUGCUGCCCGCGAAGCUUGAUGGGCUUCAGCUUCAUGGCGGAGCUGCCCCCUCAGGGCCUGGCCUGCUUCAUUGUGACCUUCCUGGCCGUCUCCGUGCUGGGGCGAGGCCUGCUCGCUGCGGCCUGGGCCAGCCUGACGCAGCUGGGUCUCGGGACGUGCGUGCCCGUCAAGGUGGUGUACCGCGCCAGCUAUGCCCUGACCUUGCUGCUGGGUUUGGUUUGGACCUGGGCCACCUUCUCUGGCUUCGUGGCCGCGCUCGAGUCGCUCGCGCACACGGAGGGCGCGGCGCCCGGCCCCCUGCCCGCGGCGUGGCGUACAGGCGGGGGCGUGCCCGCCCGAGGCCGAGGACCGGGGACGGCCAGCGGGCGCGCCCGGCGAGGGGCCCCCCCCGUGUCAGCGCGGCGGCGGCACCCUGGAACGCCGCCAGUGCCCACGUGGCCCAGAAUCGGCCGGUGCCGAACGGGAAAUCGAAAACAAAACGGAAACGAAGAACGCUGUUGA